Messenger RNA from Auanema sp. JU1783, 576 nucleotides. The record is from the annotation of a GenBank genome assembly. NCBI's taxonomy places the organism in Eukaryota, Metazoa, Nematoda, Chromadorea, Rhabditida, Rhabditidae.
AUGAUUGAAGCUGAUGCUCUUAGCCGAUCUAACAGCUUGAAGUCUGUUGAAGAUAUUCAGCCAACUGCUAAUGACACGCAAUCCUCACAACAAUCCAAAUGCUUGAAAAAAUCUUUUGGGAAAUCAACGCUCAGUAGUUUUAGGCGAACAGCCAGCCUAAGAAUCUCCUCGGCCUCUAGACGUCUGAAAUCAAACUUUUCUAUAAGAAGUUCCAAAACUAAUCAGAAGGAUGCAUUGAGCCCCAAGUGGCACAAUGGCCUCGCCAAAGCCAACUCAAUGCGAUCGCACUUGGUUCCAUCGCACUCUUUCACAGCCUCAGGGCGACCCUCAAUAGAUGCCAGUUUAUCCAUCAAUUCCAUGGAUUCGCAUAAUCUUCAUUCAUCAACAAGCUCAUCAUCAAGAGCCAACUCGUUCCGAAGCUUAGAACAUACGCUCAUGUCUUCUGAAGAUGAUAUCAAGCCAUUGCAAGUAUCCAGCCGUUUCAAACGCUUACGUCGAAGUUUGAGUACGAAAAUACGUAGAAGCGGACGAAAUGUCUUACGUCGUACAACUUCUUUUGUUGUUCGCAGAAAGUAA